AUGAAUGAGCGACUGUGGGGGACAGAAGCCUCCUGGGGUGGGAUGAUCAGUCCCUUUUAUGCUCUCAAGCCAUCGACAGGGUGCCUCGUCAAGUUGCUUGUCAUCAUCCACCACAGGGUCACGGAGGGCCUGGGUCAAGCAACAGACGCUAUCUCUCUGUUGGAAGGUCGAAAGAGCCUAGAUCUACCAAGCAUGGCUCAGCGGAUCCAGGGGUCUGCAGUUCCUUCGACCUUGAAAUUGCUUAAUUCGAGUGGGCCUGAGAUGAUCGAACGUUGCGACCCACCGGUCUGCCAGAAAGAGGCCACGAUCCUCACAACCUCAAUCUAUUUCUCACUGGCAAUGGACGGUCAAUUCCGUCCCCGGCUUGCCUGGGAUCCUGCGCCGGGAUCAUCAAACUGCUACCAACCAAUACGAUUACGAAUCGUGCAGAACAGAGUCCGAGGUCUUCUUGAGGUCGGACAUGCGUCGAUGCUUUUCUGA
This is a messenger RNA of Penicillium oxalicum, 480 nucleotides long. RefSeq lists its product as uncharacterized. NCBI's taxonomy places the organism in Eukaryota, Fungi, Ascomycota, Eurotiomycetes, Eurotiales, Aspergillaceae. The transcript has a single exon. The coding region runs from base 1 to 480 and encodes 159 amino acids. The record is from RefSeq and is a predicted model, not a curated record.